AUGGUGGUGAAGGUCUACGGCAGCAGCCGCGCGGUGUCCGUGCAGAGGGUGAUGCUCUGCCUGGUAGAGAAGGGGGUGGACUUUGAGGUCGUCCAUGUCGACCUGGACACUAUGGAGCACAAGACCACCGAGUAUCUCGUCAAGCAGGUAAGUUGAGCAAUGUGCCCUUCUUCUCCGCCGCCGGCGCCGGUACUGAUGGAUGUUUGAUCCCUCUUUCAGCCCUUCGGGAAGGUCCCUUACAUCGAAGACGGAGACCUCAAGCUCUACGGUAAGUAAGUGGGUAGGUGUAGGUGGGUUUCUGCUCUGUUCAUGGCGGAAAUGAACGGUGAUGUUGCAGAGUCGAGGGCCAUAGCGAGGUACUACGCGGCGAAGCACGCGGGGAGAGGGGCGGCGCUGCUGGGAAAGUCGCUGGAGGAGCGGGCCUUCGUGGACCAGUGGACAGACGUGGAGGCCAUGAACUUCGACCCCCUGGUUUUCCAGGUCGUCUUCAACCUCGUCAUCCUCCCGCGGCUCGGCGUUCCGGCCGACGGCGGCGCCGCGCAGGUGGCGCUGCAGAAGCUGGACAAGGUGCUGGACAUCUACGAGCACCGCCUGUCCAGGAGCAAGUACCUUGCCGGGGAGGAGUUCACCCUGGCGGACUUGAGCCACAUCCCCGCCACCCGCCGCCUGUUGGAGGACGCAGGUCUGAGCUGCCUCCUCGCCGGGAGGAAGCACCUCAGGGCCUGGUGGGACGACGUCUCCGGCCGCCCCGCGUGGAAGAAGGUGGUGGACAUGGAGGACUGCUGA
This is a messenger RNA of Spirodela intermedia, 786 nucleotides long. The record is from the annotation of a GenBank genome assembly. NCBI's taxonomy places the organism in Eukaryota, Viridiplantae, Streptophyta, Magnoliopsida, Alismatales, Araceae.